Molecule: messenger RNA, 2971 nt
Organism: Siniperca chuatsi (mandarin fish)
Lineage: Eukaryota; Metazoa; Chordata; Actinopteri; Centrarchiformes; Sinipercidae
Gene: sesn2
Product: sestrin 2
Exons: 11
Coding region: 714-2387 (557 amino acids)
Biological process (GO): negative regulation of TORC1 signaling; cellular response to L-leucine; regulation of response to reactive oxygen species
Cellular component (GO): nucleus
Molecular function (GO): oxidoreductase activity, acting on peroxide as acceptor; L-leucine binding
Source: RefSeq, a predicted model, not a curated record
AGUUUUGUGCACGUCACGAUGACGUCGCACAGGAGGAAAAAAGCUCUCCAGCUCAGAACAGCUGAAUGAAUUUAAGUUUUUUUGGAUUCAUCUCAGUUUAUUUUCUUUUAUUUAAUCAUUAGUGAAUGUAUAGUUAAAGUCCCGAUACAAACUCCAUUCCAGUUGGUGGCGGUAAUGCACCAUAACGUUGAUUGCCAACCGCUAUAAAACUUUACGAAGAAGAAGAACAGCUUGGAACGAUACCAGCGAGUGAAAUCUAAUUUUGUUUCUUGGUGCCUCGUGAAAUCUGAUUUAAAAAUUAAAUUAGAUUAUUCUCUAUUCUGGGGAGUCCAGUCUAAACAUAGACCACUUGCUCACAGUGUUUUUUUAUGGUCGAGUACGCUGUUAAACCAGUUUGCAGCAUCUGCUAACAGCAGCUAGGCUAGCUGAGCGAGCUAACCCGGCAGGCUGACUACGGUCAGGUAGCCGGGUAUGAGACAGCUUUGAAGGUGGGCCGUCAGCGUUAAUGAUUUGUGGAACAGAUGAUUGCGCAAUGAAAGAAGACAGGCGACGGAUACCUCAAGUAUUUGGCAGUUAAGGAAACCAACGUUUGCAUCAAGUUAACGGCCAGGUUAAUACUUCAACAACAGUAGCUAGCCGUCACGUUAGCGUUAGGCGACUCAACCCAGGUGCUUCAAGAAGCAGUCCGAGGCGCUUGGGAACCAAUACAAGAGAUGGCCAGUAAUCCCGUGACAGGCUUUACCUACCAGGCUAACGGAGAAAACACCCCGGGGCGAGUGGCCGGUUCUGGCCGCUCAUGUCGCCACCAGUCCGAGUCAGAGUCCGAUGUUGGUUCGACUGUCAAAACCUUAGCACGGCUGUGCAGCAGGGACGAGGACGAGCGAGCAGCGGCUCUGGAGGAGCUGAGCCAAGGGGUUCUGCUGUGUUUAGGACUGGACCGGCCGGGUUUGGCACUGCUGAGUAAACAAACACUCCUGCAUCUGCUUCGGCUGUCCCGGUCGUGUCCGCUGCAGGAGGUACGGGGGAGAGCAACUGAGCUGCUGCGAACCGCACAGGAACAAGGAGUUGAAGUCCCCCGGGCUCUGGCCUCAGGUCCAAGUGCCUUUAUCCAUGCAAAAGAGAUGUUGAAAGAAGGGCCGGACCAGGACGUCCUUAUCGAAUCUUUUCUUUCAUUGGGUCGCGUAGACCACAUCACCAUGGUGAUGGCACUGCACCCUGCCUACCUCAGCUGCUUCCUGAGGACCCAGCAUGCUUUGUUGGAGCUGGAUGGCCCCUUGCCCCGUCACUGGAGACAUUACAUUGCUGUUACGGCUGCGGCUCGACACCACUGCACGUACCUGGUGCAGCAGCACAGCGCAGGCUUCCUAGAGGCUGGAGGGGAGGAGAGCUGGCUGAGUGGCCUCGAGCACGCUCCCACCAAACUCCGCAGCCUGCAAACACUCAACAGGCUGCUGGCACACAGGCCCUGGCUCAUCACACAGCAGCACAUCCAGGAGCUGGUUUGUCCCAGAGCAGAGCCUCGCUGGUCAUUGGCUGAACUCAUACAUGCUGUGGUCCUGAUGGCACAUGCUCACUCACUCUGCUCUUUAGUGUGGGGCUGCGGCUUAAACCCUGAACCUGACCACAUUGGAGGUUAUACCUUCCAAUCUCCAUCACCCAGUCACCAUCCUCGUAGCCCUCACAGCCCUGCUCAUGAGGACGGCAGGCAAGAGUUGGUUGACGGAGCGAUGGAGGUGGAGGUGUUGAUGAAGAGGAUGGUGGAGCUGCAGCAGCAACAGGAGGAGGAGUGUACACAGGAGGAGAUGGUUACUCGCUUUGAGAGGGAGAGGAGCGAGAGCAUACCAACAGCGGUGGUGCGGGGAACACCGCCUGAUCUGGUGCUGUGCCUGGUGGAGGAUCCAGAGUUCAGAUACGAGGACUUUUCCCCCAGAGGAGAGCAGGCACCACCCACCAUGAGAGCCCAGGACUAUUCAUGGGAGGACCACGGCUUCUCUCUGGUCAACAGACUACUGCCAGACAUGGGCCAGCUCCUGGAUGAAAAAUUCCAGGUUGUGAGCAACUUGACCUAUCACAGGAUGGCCAUGCAUGAAGGUGUAGACACUCACACUCUGAGGAAAGCUCUGUGGAACUACAUCCACUGUCUGUACGGGAUACGCUACGAUGAUUACGACUACGGCAGCGUGAACGUGCUGUUGGAGCGCUCUCUGAAGGUGUUUGUUAAAACCAUGGCCUGUCACCCCGAGCAGACCACGGCUCGCAUUUACCACGCCUUCUGGAGACACUUCAGACACUCUGAAAAGGUUCAUGCAAACCUAAUAGUGAUGGAAGCCCGGCUACAAGCAGCCCUUCUUUAUAUCUUACGGGCCAUCACACACUACAUGAGAUGACACACUCACUCACACAUGUUUUGCAGAUGCUGAGCCAGCUGUGACGUACCACAGCCCAAUGCAAUAAACAUGGAUUGACAAUCCUGCACACACACACUACAUUGAAUGUUUGUAUAUGCAUAUAUUAUGUUUCAGUGUUAAUGUUUUGAUGCUGCUUUGCGACUGCAAUAUCUGAUAUUUAAAUUGUUACUUAUUUUGCACUGAAAUUUAUCAGGUUUUGUUUCCCCACUUGAGCCUCAAGUGUUGUUCUAAAUAUCUUGCACAAGUUUCUGUCUCUCUCUCACACACACACACACACACACACACACACACAUAUAUCUAAAUGCUACAUGCCAGGUAUGCAUGUGGAAUUAGCUCUGGUAUAACUGUGAUUCAAGUGUUUUCUUUGCAGAAGUUUUGUUGUUUAUUUGACUUGUCUGUUCAGGCCAAUAUCUGACACCUACAGACAGGCACUCUUCACCACAUCAUGACUACUCUUAGUCCUCUGUGUCUGCAGCACACAAAGGCUGAGAUUAAAAAAAAAAGUCACAAUAACUUGUAUUUUUAUAUACAAUAAAAAAAUUACUUCGUUAUCAAAAUUAAAA